AUGGAUGUGUCUAGACGGAAUAUAGACGGGGGUUACGCUUGGGUGAUCCUUUUGGCUGCCUUCACCUUACAGUUCAUGGCGGGAAUAUUGGCGUACUCUCCUGGUGUCACAAAUAUCGCCGUGUUGGAAGAAAUUGAAAAUGAUCUGACUCAAGCUUCCUGGAUAGGCGCUGUCAACUUUGGAACGUGUUCGUUAUUAGGUCCAGUGGCUGGCUUAAUUCAGGCUAAAACGGGAUCACGAAUAACAGCAAUGGCCGGUGGCGUGCUCACAUUAUUUGGAAUGACAGCUGCAUCCUUCUGCAAAUCGAUACCAGCAUUAGUGGUCACCUACGGGUUUAUAUCAGGAUUUGGGAUUUGUCUCGCCUGUAAUGUUGUAGCAGUUGUUGCUGGAAACUACUUUGACAAACGAAGGGCUGCAGCUUUCGGUGUCUGUGUUGCGGGUGGAGGGAUGGGUCUGUUGGUAUCUGGCCCUCUUGUCAGAUACCUUCUCAAUCAGUACAAUCUCAGCGGGGCGCUCCUGAUUCUUGGUGCUAUUGAAUUCCACAUGUGUGUUGCUGGCUGGAUAUACAUGUCAAGCGGAGUGUAUGACUUCACAUAUGUCUUUGCAGGUAUAUGCUUGGUCAUGAGUUCAGUGUCGGCAGCAGCAAUCAGUAUGGUGAGAGAGAAGGAAUAG
Messenger RNA from Haliotis rubra (blacklip abalone), 672 nucleotides. Its product is annotated as monocarboxylate transporter 14-like. The coding region runs from base 1 to 672 and encodes 223 amino acids. Gene Ontology annotation, biological process: monocarboxylic acid transport; transmembrane transport. Gene Ontology annotation, molecular function: monocarboxylic acid transmembrane transporter activity. The transcript is spliced from 5 exons. NCBI's taxonomy places the organism in Eukaryota, Metazoa, Mollusca, Gastropoda, Lepetellida, Haliotidae. The record is from RefSeq and is a predicted model, not a curated record.